AUGGCAAACCGACCGAUGAACCCCUUUGCGCAGAAUUUACGCCAAAGGGCCCUGCUAACUCCAUGUUACGACGUUCGCCGAGUGCAUGGAAACUUGCCUCAAGAGCAAAAGACAGACCUGCUUGUCAGAUUUUGGCCAACUGGUGACCAUGACCGUGGUCCCGCCACAUCGGGCAUCAACUGCCUAAUCGUGCUACUUAAACGAAUCUACGGCGCCGUGCUUGAUCCAUUGUGGAACGAGGACGACGAGUCUGUGAAGCAAAUGGAAGCUGAUAACCCGUUCAUGGCCCAUGCCUGGUUGGUCCUCGGACCGAAGACGAAAGACGUUGGCGCUGCCUUGGAUAAACUCACCGUCCAAAUAUGGGGGAAGGAACUCGGGGACAUUGCAGUAGAAGACCUCCAAUUCAAGAACCUCGCAAGCCACGCCCGAAUGCAGACGACCCUUUGGUCCAUGAAGCAAUUCACUCCCAUGCUGGGGCACCUCUGGUCGCAGCAGAACACUCACCAAUGGCGUCGACUCCAGGCUGAAUCGACACCCCCUGAGGUAAAGAAUUACUUUGAAAAGUGGAAUUCGACACCGAACCCUGACUCUAUUCGCCUUGAUGCAUUCCCAGGAAUGAGCUUGGACGUUAAGGUGAACAAACUGUUUGGGGAAUUCUCCGUUGGUGACUCCACCCUCUUGGUCCGUCCAGACGCGCCGGUUUUCCUUUACGUAACAUUCACAGUAAAGGGCGUCGGAGAAGAAAAUUUGAAUUUUGAUGCUUUUCGCCGUUUCACCCUUGAAGUUGGCAAGUUUGUCGACGUGAAUGGAACCAUGCGUUGGCAGCGAACAGGACGCAUGCCCUACACCCUCAUUGCCCUCGUCAAGCACAGGAACAGUGCUGAUGACUGCGAUACAAUCCGGGUCUACGAUGAGAUGGGCAACAUGAACAUUCCAAACGCAAAGAUGCCCGCGUACGCGACACCCAGCUGGAGAAUGGCAGAUAUGCAAAACGGGGACACCUUUUUUGCAUUGUACGUCUACUCUCGCAUGCCGCCAAAGUCUGAUCCUCCAUUUCCAGAGGUCUUCAAGAGGGCGGACCUAAGAACUUAUAACGAGGAAUUUGACAAGUUCUCUGCCUUUCUCAACAAGGGGCAAAAUGUGAAGCGCGAACGAGACUAG
Metarhizium acridum CQMa 102 is the source of this 1161-nucleotide messenger RNA. RefSeq lists its product as uncharacterized. The record is from RefSeq and is a predicted model, not a curated record. Lineage: Eukaryota; Fungi; Ascomycota; Sordariomycetes; Hypocreales; Clavicipitaceae.